UCCCAACCCAAAUAUAAAAGACCUGGGACGAGCCGGCAGCGCCCUCACUUCAUGCCGAGACCGUUAGGAAAGUUGAUCAAAGUCUGGCUUUACAAAGCUGCACCAAUCUUGCCUUAAAAAAAAACAAAAAAACAGGAGUGUGUUGCUAGGAGUGUGUUGAAACUAGAAAAAGUCGCCCUUGUUCAUUACAAGAAAUAAGUAUGUACAAAAUGGGACUCAGACCCUUGGUUCUCUUAACGCUGACUGCUUUCCUCUGUGUUGCCGCCCAGAAAGGGACGUUUGCGCCGGAUGACGUUGAGCCAGUGACCAUUGGAGGAAGUGAAGAGAAAAAUGUCUCCACGUUGUCGGGGCUACCUAUCACUCUAGCUCCAGGGAGCGAGAAGACCCAGUCUGAUGAAGACAGCAAAGACUCCAGCUUCACAUCCUCGAGAGAGUCCAACUCCACUGAAGACGAUGGGCCUGAAGCUGACGACUCUAACGGGAAGGACUUCUUGGAAAUGCUGACACUGAUCGGGAUCAUCGUGGGGGCCAUCGUGGCCGUGGUCAUCGUACUGACCAUCAUUGUCAUCAUCAUCAAGAAAAUGUCUGGGGGAUAUUCGCCCUGAUCUGCCAAGAUAAACAGACAUGACUAACUGGUGGUUCUGCAGUGAGAAUGAAGUCAUUUGAAACCAGGAUAACCAAACGUACGUCUGCCAACGUUCCUUGGACUCUAAAGCGGCCCGACUCUCAGAGAGCUGGUGAAAUCUGCCCCUGCCCUCCCCCCACCUCCCCUCCCCUCGUCAUUUAAUUUGUGUAGUGCAAAUCCAGCAUGUAGUUAAAGUCAUUUAAUGCAGAAUUUGUUUUGCAUGGAGCUGCAAAAUAUAUUGUAUUUAUAGCAUACAUUAUAUCAGUUCAGUUUAGUUUAUUGCCACGUGUACCGAGGUACAGUGAAAAGCUUUUGUUGCGUGCCAACCAGUCAGUGGAAAGACAAUAUGUAUGUAUUGUGUGACGUUGCAGGUCGAGACCCUUCUUCAGUCUGAAGAAAGGUCUCGACCCGAAACGUCGCCCGUUCCUUCUCUCCAGAGACGCUGCCUGUCCCGCUGAGUUACUUCAGCAUUUUGUGUCUAAUGUUAUUUGAAUUGUCUGCUAAAAAUGAAAAAAAUGAGGGAAGACUUUAUUGCCUUCCAUCACAGUGGGGAACAUGAGGAAUCCACUGUGGUGGAUGUUUAUGUUGACUUUUCUGUAGUUUUAUGUCUUAGAAUGGUUGCAUGUUAAUUUGCAUAUCACCGUAGCUUAAUUGGUACACGUGACAAUCAAAGACCUUUAACCUUUGCUACAAUAUGCGUAACAUGUUUAUGCUAUGUAUAAAUAUGCUAUGUAUUGAUACAUAUAUGCUUUGUAUUUAUACCUGAGGCUUUGUCCCCAAAUUAUCAGCACUUUUGAUUUUUGCUUCUUCAAUAACUUUAUCUUUUCCACCCUAAUGAAAUUGGACAUGAAUGAGGAGGUGAGCUGUGCUGCAAAAUGCAAUUAAUCAAUCAACUAAUCAAUCGAUCAAUUGACCAAUCGAGCAAUCAAACAACCGAUCAAUCAAUCAACUGAUCAUUCAAUCA
Molecule: messenger RNA, 1589 nt
Organism: Amblyraja radiata (thorny skate)
Lineage: Eukaryota; Metazoa; Chordata; Chondrichthyes; Rajiformes; Rajidae
Product: podoplanin
Exons: 4
Coding region: 201-605 (134 amino acids)
Biological process (GO): signal transduction; cell migration; cell adhesion
Cellular component (GO): apical plasma membrane; lamellipodium; basolateral plasma membrane
Source: RefSeq, a predicted model, not a curated record